Cuscuta campestris is the source of this 1833-nucleotide messenger RNA. The record is from the annotation of a GenBank genome assembly. NCBI's taxonomy places the organism in Eukaryota, Viridiplantae, Streptophyta, Magnoliopsida, Solanales, Convolvulaceae.
CACCAACAUGAGGUACCCCAAGUGUACACCAAAGCCAACACAGAUACACACAGACACUUUGUGUCUGUGUUGCACAGACAUUUUGUGUCUGUGUGUGUCUGUGUACACUUGGGGUACCCCAUGUUGGUGUACCCCUAACAUUGCCCAUAAAAUAAUCACAAACUUCGCAAACUAUUUAUUAUUUAAAUUUUUAUUUUAAAAUUAUUUUAGACUAUUUAAUUUUUUUUUAUUAAAAUUCCAAAAAGGAUUAUUGUCCUUAAACCAAUGGGGUAUUUAUUGAUGAAAAGAAUAGGGGAACAUAUUAUGGGGAUGGCAACGACGUCCAAACCACUCCUCUGCCACUCAAAGCUACUCUGCAUCUCCUUCCUCUACCUCCUCACUGCCCUCUCCUUAGCUUUUUACACUCUUCUCUCCCCCACCGCCUGCCUUUUCCGGCCGUCGCCGUACGAUCCGAUCCAGACAUCUCUCUUCUCCUACAACGCAUCCUACGGCGAGCACAAGCACGCCCUGCCCACCCACCGCCGCCGCCCUUCCUGCGCCUCCCCUGUCCUCUUCUCCGAUUAUUGGGACGCCGUGACGGAAAUCAAGCGGCUUUGCCGGGACUCGCCGGCGGCGUUGGGUUCGGGAACCCUGAAUUACGCUCACUGCGAGAAAGAUAGCUUCGGCGGCAAUUUCUCCGCCGCAAAGCGGUUUUCCUAUUUCGAUCAGGCCGGCGGCGAUGAUCGGAAAGAGAUUCCCUGCGGAUUCUUCAAACGGUUUCCGGUUAGCAAAUCUGAUAAGACGGCAAUGGAGAGAUGCGACGGGGUAGUGGUAGCAUCAGCAGUGUUCAACAACCACGACAAAAUCCGGCAGCCAAUAGGCCUAGGAACACAAACCCCAAACCUCGUCUGUUUCUUCAUGUUCAUCGACAACUCAACCCUCCAAGACCUCAAAGCCUACAACCUACUAAACCCCCAAAGAACCUCCCGCGCCGAAACCCGCCUCGGCGCGUGGAGGAUCGUGGUCCAAGCCGGUUCUCUGUACGAGAACGCGGCCAUGAAUGGGGUGGUACCAAAGUACCUGCCCCACAGGCUGUUCCCAAACGCCAGGUUCAGCGUUUGGGUGGACGCGAAGAUGCAGCUGGCGGUGGACCCGCUGCUGCUGGUCCACUCGCUGGUGGUGGCCAGAGAGGGGGUGGAGGUUGCGGUUUCGAGGCACCCGGUUUUUGUGCACACCAUGGAGGAGGCGGCGGCGACGGCGCGGUGGAGGAAGUGGGGGGACGUUGGGGCUUUGAUGGUGCAGAUGGAGACUUAUUGUGAACAUGGGUUGCAGCCAUGGACAUCCAACAAGCCUUUUCCUUCGGACGUGCCGGACAGCGCGGUUAUAAUAAGGAAGCACACCAAGGCAUCAAACCACUUCUCAUGCCUCAUGUUCAAUGAGCUUGAAGCAUUCAACCCAAGAGACCAACUUGCAUUUGCUUAUGUAAGAGACUUGAUGAACCCUAAGCCAAGAAUCAACAUGUUUGAUGCUGAGGUUCUUGAGCAGGUGGCUGUUGAGUACAGGCACAACCUUAAACAUGGUGGUGGCGCAUCAUCAGCACCACAACAAGUGGGUCCCACUGUCAAGAUGUCCAUUGGUGGGGCCAGCUUCACCAAGUGUGAUAGGUACUUUUUGAAGAUGUGGGGUGAAUCCAAUGAUUGAUUUUUGUCUUACCAUUUCCUCAAUCUUCUUUUGGAAAAUUGGGACCAAGGUUUGAAUUAAGCUUUUUUUUUUUUAUCAAAUGUAAAGAAGAAUCAACAUAUAUAAGUACUCUACUUGUGAGCAAAAGCAAAGGAAUGAAUACAUGUUUGGCUA